AAUUUGAUUAUUUUUAAUCUCUGUAUAAAAUUAUAAAGCGGGGAGUUGAGGUGGGGUUGGAUCUUAAAUGUUAGAGUUGACGCCUCACUCUUAUUUAAACCAAGCUUUCUUCCCCUUCAUUUCUGUUUGAUUUGAACUCCCUUUCUUUCCUUCCAUUUUCCUUUUGUCAUGGGUGAGCAGAUAGAUGAUGCUGAGUUUUGGCUCCCCUCCGAGAUUUUAAUGGAAGAUGAUAUUCUUAUGGAAAAACAAAAUAACACUGAAUUGUUCCCCUACGAGUUUGAGCACUCAUACGACUCGUUCUCAGCUCUUAGCUUCCCCGUUGAAUCUACUGUUGGGCCUGCUGAGACUGAGAGCAGUGACCGGGAUGAGUUUCUUGCUGGGUUGACUCGCCGACUUGUUCUCUCCAUGAAUCAUAAACUCACCCUAUAUGGUCUUUCCCUCAACAACAACGAGGCAAAUGGAGGUUUGGCGAGAUCAGCACAGUGGACUCAGAGCAAUGGCGGUUCUCAAGUAGCGAAAUACAGCGACAUUAACCAUGGAAGAAACCUACCCAACACUCAAAACCAUGGAUUUAUGAAGAAGUCAAACCAGAGUGUUUCUUGUAAUCUUGUUCAAACAAAUCAUUAUGAUGGAAGGCAAAUGAAGGCAAGAAAUCGGCAGCAGCAGCCGAAGCAGAAGAAGAGUAGAUUAAAGAGUAAUAAAGUAGGUGAGAGGGGUGAAUGUUCAAGGGCUUCAUUUCAAGUUCAAUCACAACAGCUGCCUACGAGAGUGAUUUUACUCCAGGGAUUUCGUAAUGUUAAAACAGAGUCCGUUGGAACUGGUGUUUUCUUACCUCGUAAAUAUCACAACCAACCUUCUAAGCCUCGCAAGAAAUCAGGUUGCACAAUGGUUCUAGUACCAGCAAAGGUUGUCCAAGCAUUAAACCUCAACUUUGAUGGCACAAAUAAUGGUUUUGCAUCAAACUACGCUGUUUUGAUACCCAGAAGAAAUGCAAACUUGAGACAAGAAAAUAGAAAUGAUAGAGCAAUGGGAAGCUUAAAUCUGCCUCAGGAUUGGACUUAUUAAGCCUCUGGAAAUUGGUCUUUGGUUUGCUGGAAAAUGGCAGUUCAUGUGAGGAAAGGAAAUCAAGAAUAUGUAUUCUAUAAAUAAAACUUUUGAUUGAGUUUGUGUAACCUUUAAUUAGGUUAUUAACUCGGUUCAAAAGUUACGAGAAUAUAUUUUAGUAAUUAAAAUAAAUAACGUUAUUCAAA
Gossypium arboreum is the source of this 1250-nucleotide messenger RNA. RefSeq lists its product as uncharacterized. NCBI's taxonomy places the organism in Eukaryota, Viridiplantae, Streptophyta, Magnoliopsida, Malvales, Malvaceae. The coding region runs from base 169 to 1065 and encodes 298 amino acids. The transcript has 5 exons. The record is from RefSeq and is a predicted model, not a curated record.